Messenger RNA from Thermothielavioides terrestris NRRL 8126, 1511 nucleotides. RefSeq lists its product as uncharacterized. The record is from RefSeq and is a predicted model, not a curated record. Lineage: Eukaryota; Fungi; Ascomycota; Sordariomycetes; Sordariales; Chaetomiaceae. Gene Ontology annotation, cellular component: preribosome, large subunit precursor; nucleolus. Gene Ontology annotation, molecular function: rRNA primary transcript binding. The coding region runs from base 136 to 1425 and encodes 429 amino acids. Gene Ontology annotation, biological process: maturation of 5.8S rRNA; maturation of LSU-rRNA. The transcript is spliced from 5 exons.
GGUGCCCCUGCACUGCAUUGAUCCAGCGCCUCGCCCGGCCUACUGUGUAAAAAAAAUUUGGGGCUCCUGAUGUCAGGUUCAUUCUGCAGUCUGCGAUGAUAGUAUCUCCCGUACAAUACGAGACGCUCAGCAACAAUGGGGUCCUCAAGGGCCAAGAGGUUGUUGUCUGGGGGCUCGCUGUCCCUCAAAACAUCCAACAAGAUUGUGCGCCAACAGCUCUACAUCAAGCAGAAGAAAGCGGUCGGCAAAGCCCGGCAUGAAGAGCGACAUCGAAGACGCAAGGAAGAGGCCAAGGACCCGGAACUGAGACGGCGGCGCCUGGAGAAGAACCAGCCGGCCAGCAUCGACAAGAAACGGAUAUGGGAUGAUGUCGACGAUGACAGCUUGGGUGCAGUGGUGGAUGUUGCCGAGGUCAAGCGUCGGCGCCUGGAGAGGGCCGAGGCGGCGGCGGCAGCAGAGGCGGAUGCAGCGAUGGGGACGGCCGACGUGGAGAAGGAGAAGGACGACGACGUCGACAGCAUGCUUGGGUCAGACGAUGAUGAAGAGGACAACGAAAAGGGGGAUGAGGAGACGGAGCAGAUGCAGAGGCAGCGGGCGCAAAGACAGCCCAGCAUCGCCCCUUCCACAACAUCCACGAACCUGGAUCUCACGCCAGACUCCCUCGCCGCGCAGUUCAAAUACCUGUUUAGUGACGAGCCACCGCCAAUGCCAAAGAUUCUCGUCACUACCGGAAUCAACGGGACCAUCCACAAGGAGGCGCAGGAGAUUGCUGCGCUGCUUCCCAACGCCACAUACAUCAGGCGCAGUGCGCACCGCUACGCGCACAAAUACAGCGUGAGGGAGAUUGCCAAGUUUGCGAAGAACCGGGGAUACACUGCACUGCUGGUCGUUCACGAAGAUCUAAAGCGGCCAAGCCAACUCAGCGUUUGUCAUCUGAACAGCGGAGAUGCACCGCCCGGCCCAACGCUCACCUACACCAUUCGGAAUUACCUGCCAGGGAAGGCGAUUCCCGGACACGGCAACGCCACCAAUCAUUAUCCGGAACUCCUCCUUAACGGCUUCAAGACCCCGUUGGGUCUCCUAGCUGCCAAGUCCAUGCACAUGCUGUUCCCUCCACAGCCCGAGCUGGCUGGGAGACAGGUCGUGACGCUGCACAAUCAGCGAGACUACAUCUUCUUCCGGCGGCACAGAUACGUUUUCAGGGAAGCGCGGCCGACGGAGAAGAACGUGGUGGGCGCAGACGGCCGGGAGAUGGAGGGCGUGAAGGGGAUCCGCGCCGGCUUGCAGGAGAUCGGGCCAAGAAUGACUCUGAAGCUCCGCAGAGUGGAUAAAGGGAUAGGAAGGGCGGGCAGCGAGGGCGACGAUGCGCUGAAGUGGGAGUGGAAAGCCAAGAUGGAGAAGAAGCGGACGCGCUUCAACCUGUAAGGCGACAUAAUUUGAUACCCGACCGGCGGUCCUGGGGCAAUGGUCUUUUCUCCGGCAACUCAAGGGGGCUCGAUCCCGUCAAAAUU